GAAUGACACAUAAUAAUGAGAUUGGAUUUUGUCAAGGCUCCCAUCAUGGUUACUUUGAACCCUUUGAGCUUUGUAGAAACUUGUUUUUGCCACCAUAGAAUACGUCCAUGGAAUCGCUUGCAUCUUAGGAAAAGAGUGUAUUCUGGUUUCCACAAGUAUCCUCGAGUCGAGGCGCCAUUUCUUUGUCUUCCAUCCUUUCGUGGCUCUUAUUUGAUGAAAAAACCUAUGUGCGAAAUUUUGGUCGUUUUAUUUUUUUCGACUAUCAUACCAUCAGUUGGAUUGGCAAAGGAUUACGUAACAGUUGCUCAAAACGAUUUGAGGUCCUUAACCGGUUCAAGUGAGGGUAUUGAUGUUGUCGAUUUUGCCAAUUCACUUCCUGCAACAGAAGAGCGUCUAUUGAAUGAAAAGCUUGUUCAUCUUGAACAGGACACAGGUGUAAAGAUUCGCUUACUAACAACCAAUGAAGCUAUCGAUGGAAAAUCUGUUAAAAAAUAUUGGAAUCUGGAUCAAGAUAGUGUUCUAAUCUAUGUAGAUACGAGAGGAGGUAAUAUUUUGAAUUUUUUGCCAGGGGAACAUGUCAAGGAGAAGUUGAAAGACAACUUUUGGUUUGAGCUGCAAAGUCGUUAUGGCAACCAAUUUUAUGUGAAUGAAUACGGAGAAGAUGGAGCUAUCAUUACCGUUAUUCAAGCGGUGGAGACUUGUUUAAGAAAGAAUGGAAUUUGUGACAGAGCACCUGGGUUUGGAAGAGAUCAGUAUGCUUUGUCUUUGAUAUUAAGCAUUGCUGGUGGCUUUAUUGCUGGAGCAGCUGCUUCUACAGGUGGCAACAACCAAAAAGUAAAUAUUCCAUGGCUUUUCCUAUUUAGUCCUCUUUGGGGUAUAUUAUUUGGUUCCUUUGGUGUGGGACCCAUUGUGGUACGUGAAGGCUGGUUAUCGUUGGAUUUGUUACAAAAUACUUUGGCAUUUUUGGUUUCAUUGGGUGUUUCUUUCCUUUUACUUCAAAGAAUGUAUUCUCAAAUUUCAUCCAAAGACCCAUAAACAUCAAGACCAUUUUGUUUUACUUUUUA
This is a messenger RNA of Galdieria sulphuraria, 1064 nucleotides long. RefSeq names its product thylakoid lumen 15.0 kDa protein. The record is from RefSeq and is a predicted model, not a curated record. Bases 16 to 1035 code for a protein of 339 amino acids. The transcript has 7 exons. Lineage: Eukaryota; Rhodophyta; Bangiophyceae; Galdieriales; Galdieriaceae.